AUGCUCUGGGACGUCGACAGGGUCAUCGAACGUGGGCGGCGAUAUGUGGUGAGCGGCGGUCUGGCAGUCGCCCGCAAGGUCAGGAGUGGCGUGAAGGCGGGAGCCGCGGUUGGCAACUGCGUCAACAGGUGCAUUGAGUAUGGGAGGCGCACCGUGGCGGACGGCGGACUAGCGCUUGACCGCCACAUCAAGAAGGGCAUGUUGUCGGGUGCCGUCACCGCCAGCGAGUGGCUUGGCAUUCCCAUGCACAAUUCAGGAUCACAGGCAGCAG
Messenger RNA from Ostreobium quekettii, 271 nucleotides. The record is from the annotation of a GenBank genome assembly. NCBI's taxonomy places the organism in Eukaryota, Viridiplantae, Chlorophyta, Ulvophyceae, Bryopsidales, Ostreobiaceae.